UGGAUCGAUACAGAAAGUAUAAAUUGUAUCUUGAAAUAAAUUUGAUCAAUUGUACUCGUCGGAUAUAUAGUACAUAUACGUUAAAUUUUAUAGCCACCAUAUAUUAAAUGGAGAUGAAAUUAGAAGACAUGCAAACAAUGAUGGAGAAAUUAGAACCAGUUCCCCAGCCGGAGUGGGACGGAAUUAGCUAUCCUUCAUUUAUUCCAUUCAGAGAAAAGGGAGCAGAGAAAGCGAUACAAGAUAUUAUGAGUUUCAAAUCAAGAGAAUCAGACAUUCUUUUAGCUACGCAUUGCAAAUCAGGUACGCACUGGGUUUACGAAAUAAUGCAAAUGCUACUAAGAAACACUACUGAGUUGGAAAAGGGUGCUAAGACUAACGUCAUGUUGGAAGCUAUAGGAAAUUUGUCAUCUUUAGACAGUAUUCCGUCACCAAGAAUACUUGACACACAUUGUAGCUUCAAAUACUUGCCUUCACAACACAUUGAGAAGAAGAACAAGAUAGUUCACAUUGUUCGUAAUCCAAAAGAUGUAUGUGUUUCAUUUUAUCAUCACGCUUCAAAGGAUAAAUUCAUUAAUUUCAAUGGUUCCUGGAAUGAUUUCUUUGAUUUAUGGAUGGCUGGCAAAUUGAUAUAUGGUGCAUGGUACGAUUAUGAGUUGGAAAUGGAACAAGCAGAGAAGGAUUUUUCCGGAAUGAUUUAUACCUGUUAUUAUGAAGAUAUGAAACAGGAUCCUGUAAAAGAAAUAAAGAAACUUGCAGACUUUCUUGGUGUAGAUUGUUCAGCGACACAUAUUGAAGAAGUAGCUAAGGCAACGUCAUUUAAAAAUAUGCAAGAAAAUAAGUUUGACAUCACCCAAGUUUUUGAUGGCAAAGGCUUUAUUUAUAGAAAAGGAGAAAUAGGAGACUGGAAAAACUAUUUCACAGUUGCACAAAAUGAACAGUUUGAUAUUCAGUUCAAUGAGAAAAUGAAAGACAGUAAUCUCAAGUUGACCUUUGUAUAGAAGGAUCUAAGGAACGUGGUUCAUUUCAGUCUGUAAUAAACUUUAUAAAAUACUAAACUUGUUUUAUAAAGAUCACACGAUCGUGCUUUCAAAGACAAUUAUGUAUUGAAAGAAAAUGUGUAUAAAA
Molecule: messenger RNA, 1125 nt
Organism: Mytilus trossulus (common blue mussel)
Lineage: Eukaryota; Metazoa; Mollusca; Bivalvia; Mytilida; Mytilidae
Product: sulfotransferase 1C4-like
Exons: 6
Coding region: 108-998 (296 amino acids)
Biological process (GO): sulfation
Cellular component (GO): cytoplasm
Molecular function (GO): sulfotransferase activity
Source: RefSeq, a predicted model, not a curated record